CCGCCUGCGGGAUGCCAGCCCAGUGGCUCAGUGGCUCAGUCGCCAGCGGCCCAGAACCGCCUCCAAUUCGCGCGGGCAACGAAAUUCCAUGGGCUGUGAAAUGCCCUCAUUCUGUUCUGCCAGCCUUUGUGAGCCUUGCAUGCCCUGCUCACCGGGCGAGUUCGCAGCAUCAUCACGACACGUGCAUGCCCUGAUCCGACGCAGUCACCUUACUCGCCCGCCUGUCUCUUGAUUGACGCCUUUUCUCUUUUUUUUGCUGGGGAUGGCGCCUCUGCCCCUCCGUCGGCCUGCAUCAACACCCCAAUCGAUAUCCACCACAUCGAAUCUGCAUCAACUCUCUCAUCGACUCGCUCGCUCGCCCCCAUUUCCGAGCGGCGGCAGCCUCUCAUGACGCCCUUUGCUGUCGUAGCUUGUCUUGACUCGUUUCAUGCCCAUAGACUUGCCUUAUAGAGAUCGACGCCCUUGCUUCUCUGUUUCCCCGCCAUCAUGACCGCCUCCACUCACGAACCGGCCAACGGCCUGGUUAACGGUCACCACUACGUGCAGGAUGUCAACGUCUGGAAAAAGGCGCCGGUCCUCACAGGAACCACCAAAUUCGAGCCCCGUCCUGACGUGAAGAAUAUCAUGGUCACCGGCGGAGCUGGCUUCAUUGCCUGCUGGCUGGUCCGUCAUCUUACCUUGACAUACCCAGAAGCCUACCAGAUUGUCUCAUUCGACAAACUAGACUAUUGCUCCUCGCUCAACAACACACGCGUGCUAGAGGACAAACCCAAUUUUUCUUUCUAUCAUGGUGAUAUCACCAACCCAACCCAGGUCCUCGACUGCAUGGAAUUGUAUCACAUUGACACUGUGCUACACUUUGCGGCGCAGUCCCACGUAGACCAUAGCUUUGGCAACUCCUAUGGUUUCACCCACACCAAUGUGUACGGAACCCAUGUUCUUCUGGAGAGUGCAAAGAAGGUAGGGAUCAAGCGGUUCAUACACAUUUCCACCGACGAGGUGUACGGUGAGAUUAACGCAGACGACGAUGAUGUGCUCGAAUCCAGCAUCCUGGCCCCGACCAACCCAUAUGCUGCGAGCAAGGCCGCUGCCGAGAUGCUGGUCCAGUCUUACCAGAAGAGCUUUAAGCUUCCCGUCAUUGUUGUACGCAGCAACAACGUAUAUGGCCCGCAUCAGUACCCAGAGAAAAUCAUCCCCAAGUUUACCUGCCUCUUGAACCGUGGACGGCCCGUAGUGCUACACGGGAACGGCAGGCCGACCCGAAGGUAUCUGUACGCCGGAGAUGCCGCGGACGCAUUUGACACCAUCUUACACGAGGGCCAGAUAGGCCAGACAUACAAUGUUGGAUCAUAUGACGAGGUGUCCAACUUGAACCUGUGCGACAGGCUCCUCGACUUGAUGAAAAUAGAACAUGAAACUCCUGAACAAGUUUGCAAGUGGAUCAAAUAUACGCAUGAUCGGCCAUUCAACGAUCAGCGGUAUGCCACAAACGACACCAAACUACGGUCACUGGGAUGGGAACAGAAGACCGAAAUUGCAGACGGCCUCAGGAUCACGGUGGACUGGUACACGCAAUUUGGUGAGACAUGGUGGGGAGAUAUUAGCCAUGUCUUGACGCCAUUCCCCGUGGUCAGCGAAGGGGAGGUGAUGCCGGAUGACGAGCAUUCGAUGCGGGACGAGCCGCUCAACCAUGACGAAAAUGGAGCAAGCCACGACGGGAACCAGAACGGAAUCCAGAACGGGGCCGAGAACGGGGCCGAGAGCGGGACCGAGAACGGAGUUUGACAUCAUCGCACUCCCGGCAGACAACGCCUGGAGCAUUGCUCCGGAGAAGAAACUUAGAAUGUUGGAAUGCUAGAACCCUGGAACGGUAGAAACCCAGAACCCGGUUUGCUUGAUGUCGGCCCAAGAGCCUAACAAAGCCUAACAAGCCAAAUCCAAGUGGACGGUCAAGGGAAGGACCGAAAUAUACCAUGCGUGGGGGUGGAGGGUUGCUCGAUAAUAGACGGAGUAUGACUGGAGGCGAUAAGAGCAUUUUCCCACAGGCAGUCAGACAGGACGGGGGGGAUUCAGGUAGGUGAUGGAAGAGGACGAGACCAUAGACAGAAAGAAAGAGAAGGAGCAUGGGCAUAUUAGCUUGAUGAUUUUUUACCUUGCAUAGUCUCCGCGUCGUAUGAGAAUAGAGAGAGAGGGGCCGCAGAAGAUAUAGCGCCUUGUUCACGGU
Molecule: messenger RNA, 2224 nt
Organism: Ilyonectria robusta
Lineage: Eukaryota; Fungi; Ascomycota; Sordariomycetes; Hypocreales; Nectriaceae
Product: dtdp-glucose-dehydratase
Exons: 4
Coding region: 487-1785 (432 amino acids)
Biological process (GO): nucleotide-sugar metabolic process
Molecular function (GO): dTDP-glucose 4,6-dehydratase activity
Source: RefSeq, a predicted model, not a curated record